Balaenoptera acutorostrata (minke whale) is the source of this 2547-nucleotide messenger RNA. RefSeq names its product A-kinase anchor protein 11. Gene Ontology annotation, molecular function: protein kinase A binding. The record is from RefSeq and is a predicted model, not a curated record. The transcript is spliced from 6 exons. The annotation marks the transcript as partial. Gene Ontology annotation, biological process: intracellular protein localization. Lineage: Eukaryota; Metazoa; Chordata; Mammalia; Artiodactyla; Balaenopteridae. Gene Ontology annotation, cellular component: cytoplasm.
GUUCAGCAGGAACACCUCAAAGAUGAUGUCAUGGUCAUUCCACUCUGUCAGAUCAGGCAGGCAGUGCAUAUUUUUAGUGCCAGGCUUGACCAGAGCUUCAGUGAAGAUGUGUUCCAGUCCGUAAAGUCUUUAUUGCAGAGUGAGAAGGAACUAUGCAGUGUAUCAGCAGAGGACUGUUUAAAGCAGGAUGAACAUGCCAGUUUGACUGAGGUCACAUUUCUAGGUUUUAAUGAAGAAACAGAUGCUGCUCAUAUACAGGAUUUGGCUGCAGUUUCUUUGGAACUCCCAGAUCUUCUGAAUUCACUGCACUUCUGCAGUCUAAAUGAAAAUGAAAUUAUUUGUAUGAAGGAUAUAAAUAAAUCAUCAGAUAUAAACAAUGGUCCUCUAAACCAGAGUCAUCAUCCUGGAAUGCUUUGUGUCAUGAGAGUGUCAUCUACAUUACCAAGACUCAGAAUUGAUUUUAUCUUUAGUCUCCUAAGUAAAUAUGCUAUGGGUAUAAGGUACACCCUGGACACAUGUUUGCAUCAGAAGUGCCAACUUGAGGCCACUAAUGAAGAUGAUGACGAUACUAACCAGUCAGUAUCUUCCAUCGAAGAUGACUUUGUCACUGCCUUUGAGCACUUAGAGGAGGAAGAGACUUCAAAGCCAUAUAAUGAUGGAAUAAACAUUACUGCACUAAGGAGCCAGUGUGAUGCUGCUUCACAGACUAUUUCUGGUCACCGUUUAGAAACCCAUGAUUUCAGGGUUCUGGUUGGCUCUGGGUGGCAGAAGUCAUUGGCUAAACCUUCUGCUUCUUUAAUAAGUAUUCUGGGACAUAAAGAACUGCCUUCUGUGAAACCUUCAGUCACGACAUCAGUUUCUGAGCCUUGGGUCCAAAGGAGUUUCUAUAGGUCAUCUACUGCUUCAGAUAAAGAUAGUGAUGCUGAUGUGCAGAAACAGUUUUUCUCUUCUUCUCCUGCCUACUCGUCUGAAUCAGAAUGCUCAAGUCCAAGUCCUGUUAUUUUCUUGGAUGAAGAAGGAUAUCAAAAAAGUUUAAAAGCAAAACUUGAGUUACCUAAAAUUCCUGUGAUGAAAGAUGAUAUUGAGGAUUCAGACUCAGAAGUAAGUGAGUUUUUCGAUAGCUUUGAUCAGUUUGAUGAACUAGAACAGACUUUGGAGUCUGCUUGUCCAUUUCUAAAAGAUCCUGCCAUAGGGAAGCUGUCACAAAAAAAAGGGCACAAACAUGAAAAAUUGUGUUCUGUAACCACUACAAUGAAUCCUCAAAAAUUCAAGUUUGAUCGUCCAGCUCUCCCAGCUAAUGUUAGGAAGCCAACUCCUCGUAAACCAGAAUCCCCUUACAGUAACCUGUGUGAUGCUCCAGAUUCUCCCCGCCCAAUGAAGGCAUCAGGGGAAGACAGUGGUUUGUUUAGCCCUAUUCGAUCCUCUGCUUUUAGUCCUCUUGGAGGCUGUACUUCUGCUGAAUGUUUUUGCCAAACAGAUAUUGGUGAAGAUAGGAUUCAUGAAAAUCAUGAUUCUGUGUAUUAUACCUAUGAAGAUUACGCAGAUAGCCUUUCAUGUGAAGUACUGGGCUCGGUUCUUUAUACCCAACAUACAAAUGCAACAUCCAACAUUAAUGGUAUUAAAAAGGGAGAAAAUAAAAUGGUAGCUCUUAAGUGUGGAAGCCUUGAUCAAAAAAGUAAAUCUAAAAAUAAAUCCUCAAUGAUUAAAGAUAGCAUUCAGAAGUUUGCAGCAGAUCUUGUGGAGAAAAGUUUUGGCAGUGCAUUUAAAGACUUACAGAAAGGAGUCUUUUCAUGUACCAAUGCUUUGUGCCAAUUAGCCGUCAAAUUGACAUCAUCCGUUUUUCAGAUGGCAUUUAAUGAACUGAGAAGGCAGCGUGCGUUUUCAUUGAAAGAACGUGCCAUUAGUGGUCUGGCUAAUUUUUUGGUGAGUGAAGCUUUCGCAAAUGCUCUAAAAGAUUUACAGUAUGUAAAGAAGCAGAUCUUUACAAACACUGUUGCUAGGUUUGCUGCAGAUCUUGCUGAAGAACUUGUUUUUGAAGGCAUCAUGGAAGUGUGUCAGUUUUCGUAUCCUCCAACACCUGCAUCUCCACAGUGUCGGUCAUUUGACUAUGAAGACAAAGUAGUGAAGUCCUAUGCAAAAGAUUUGUCUGAAUCUGUAAUACAGGAAGCGUUCAUUGAGCUGUCUCAAGUUGACGUGACCUUCACAACAAAGGCAGCAGUUAGUGUUUCCACAGAUAACAUUAAGUAUGUGAGUGCAGAAAAUGUAGUGCCAUCGACACAGACGUCUACGUUUUCCCCUACUUUUAAUGGUCAAACAAUUAUGGUGACAAAACCAAUGCAGGAAUAUAAAAAGGAAUACACAGUACAACAGGCCUUGUUUUGUACUUCUGGAGUUGUUACUUCUAUACCAGUGCCCUUGGCAGGAAGUGCCCUUCUCCCAUAUCAUAUUUCAUCUAAUAUGUAUCAGGCAAAGUCUCAUCCAUCAUCUGAUGAUAGUAAUUUGAAUGGUGGUUCUACCCAAGCAGGGGUUGCCACAAAAAACAAAGAG